This is a messenger RNA of Malurus melanocephalus (red-backed fairy wren), 938 nucleotides long. RefSeq names its product mitochondrial ribosomal protein L32 (gene MRPL32). Gene Ontology annotation, biological process: translation. Bases 36 to 602 code for a protein of 188 amino acids. The transcript is spliced from 3 exons. Gene Ontology annotation, molecular function: structural constituent of ribosome. Gene Ontology annotation, cellular component: mitochondrial large ribosomal subunit. NCBI's taxonomy places the organism in Eukaryota, Metazoa, Chordata, Aves, Passeriformes, Maluridae. The record is from RefSeq and is a predicted model, not a curated record.
UCUCUCCUCAGGGUUCGGCGGGGCCGGGUGGGGYUAUGGCGGCGCUGGUGAUGGUGGUGUGCUCUCCGCUUCCACGGUUUCGCGCUCUGUUCCAGCGCUGCUGGGGGCGGCUGGAUCGCGGCCUCUGGCCGGGUGUCUUCAGGGGCCAGUGCCCGGCCUGGGAGCCAGCACUAGCUGUGCAAGGUCCAGCUCUUCUCCCACAAGGGAUAAAUGAUGCUGGCGAGAGUAGCACCAAGGCGCCCAGCCUGCUGGAGAGCAUCCUGUGGAUGGCAGCACCCAAGAAAAGACGCACCAUCGAGGUGAACCGCUGCAGGCGGAGGCAUCCCAACAAGCUCAUAGAAGUAAAGAGGAACAUAGAUGUCUGUCCUGAGUGUGGAAACUUGAAGCAGAAACACGUCCUUUGUGGCUAUUGUUACGCAAAGGUCAAAGCAGAAACUCGACUGAUACGGAUGGAAAUUCAUAAAAAGGAAGAAGGACCAUUUAAUGCUCCAACUGUAGAGACUGUUGUCCUUUAUGAAGGAGAAAAGCCCACAGAAGAAGAUAAAGGCAAACGGAUCAUUGAAAGAGCCAGGAAGCGUCCUUCUUGGUUUGUUCAAAAUUGAUGCUGUAGAAUUGACGGUAGCAGAAAAUUGCUGCAGGAAGAGAAAUUAUUUUCAAGAAUGUUUUUCUCAUUCUCUCAGUGUGAACAGAACUCCUCUGAACUUUUGGGAAGCCUACUUAAAUAUUGUGUCAUGCCAUAUGAUUUUACAGUCAGGUAUUGUUUCUCUAGCAUGCAGUGGGAAAUGCUUCUCAGUUAUACAUCUGGAUUUGGACAUCUGUGUACAGUACACUGAAUAAUUUGUAUGCUAAUGUUCUGGUUUUGUAAAUAACAUCUUUUAAACAAAGGGAAAACACAUUCAUGGAUGUACAAUAAAGUUUGUUAAAGUGUCCCAGGGAAA